CAAACUCCUUUCUUCACACCGCCAUCAUCUUGCCAGCCACCCAUAGUGAGGACCGUCCCUGCAAUCGAUUGCUAAUCGAUUUGUGUGAGGUUUACGUUACGACCUAAGGAGUUAUCUGCCGUCCACUUUGAGUGUGCCGCUCUGCAUUCCGCUUGCAUUUGAGCGGUCUCAGGUUUAGUCCAUUAUUGUUGUGUUGACCAAGCAACGUUUGAGCCACCAGCAACCGCUUUAUAAACGUAACCUAUCCUCCACCUACUGCCUAUACCAUGCAGGCCAUGUAUCAUCACGCACCCUAUCCAAGCGCCGCAUAUUCGCAGAGUCCGAGCACUUUUGCGUCAACCUCAAGUCAGGCAUACCCCGUGUAUCAGCAAGCAUACCCGCAGUCGCCUAUGAGCUACCAGGCCCCACCUACACCUCAAGAAAUUGAGGUUUUCAGGAACUGGUUCAACAAUGAGUUGGGAAAGUUGCUGGGCACUGACAGACUCACUAUCCAUCGUUUGUCGUAUAUUGCUCGAGAGCAUUCGCAACGCUUUGCGUCUGUGAUAUCCCAAUGUAUAGAACAACACAUUCAUAGGGUCCACCCGGCUAUCAAGUUGCCGUGUUUCUACUUACUGGACUCGGUCUCAAAGAAUAUUGGGCCUCCUUAUACUGUCCUGUUCUCUGCUUUUAUCACACCGCUAUUCCUGGAAUCUUAUCAAUCCGUCGAUCCAGCCACACGAGGCAAGAUGGAAGAAAUGCUCGUGACCUGGCGCACAGCCCUGGCUGGGGCCGAGUUAUUUGGUUCCGUUCCUCAGCAGACCAUUGAGAGAGCUAUUUGGGGUGACACAACCUCUGGGCAUUCUGGCCCUACCCAAUCCCAGGUACUAAUUGAACUCGAUGUGAAUCUUGCUCAGAAAAUCAAGGCAGUUGAGGCCAAUCCUGCCGACAUGGAAUCUCGCGCCCAUAUCGAUGUGCUUCGUCAGCUUCAUCAAUUAGUCUCAACAACCACCAUGGCAUCGAGUGAUUUGAAUGCAAUCUUGUCACGGCUCCGUGAAUUGGCUCGCACAACUGCUUCGACUGCACCGCCCCCUGCCGCCAUUCCACCGCCGCCACCGGUUGCUCCUGCGGUUCACUAUCCUCCCCAGCGAGUUGCUCCUCAAGUCACUCCCUCGUCCUCGUCAGCCACUGCGUCUCACCUUUCAUCGAUACUUGGAUCGCUCGUAAAUAGUCUUGCCAGCUCUCCCCCUACUCCUCCCCCUGCACCUGAGCCUGCUGCUAUUGCUAGUGUUGACGUAGACUCACUGUUCCAGAGCUUGGUCGCGGCGGGCAUCGUCCAAGCUCCAAAUGCAAAGGCCCCUACUUCUAAGAUUGAGCCGAAACAUGAGGAAAAUCCAUCUAAAAUAGACCCUAAGACAGCGAGAUUGCGAGACUAUAAGCGUAAAAUCUUAUCACUUUCUGUUACGCUGACGAAUCAAGGUUUGCAGAGAUCCCAGCCAGACAUGGUGUCCAUGUUAUAUGAGAGGCAGCCCUUGAAAUGCAGGCAAUGUGCAAAGCGCUUUCCGGACGAUGAGGCAGGUGCAAAGGCGAGAGAUGACCAUCUCGACCUCCACUUUAGACAGAAUAAACGUGCAACGGAGUCGAUUGGCCGUGGACACUCACGCAGUUGGUUCGUUGGUGUGGACAACUGGGUCCAUGAUAUCGCUGACGCGCAUGCGGCAUCAGAUCUCAGAGAGAAAGGAAAGGCGGGCGGCCCGGUUAGUGCUAAGGCGGCGGCAGCAGCAGCAGCGGAGCGACUCUCCAAGCUUAAUGCUAUGUAUGUUGUGGUUCCGCCAGGAGACGAGUCGAAAUCCGUCACAUGCCCUAUUUGCCGCGAGACCCUCAAGAGUGAAUUCCUGGAGGAGGACGAAGAAUGGGUAUGGAAGAACGCUGUGCAAGUCAAGGGCAAGGUGUAUCAUGCCACAUGUCAUGCAGAGACAAUGUCGCCCUCUGCUCUUGCUGUUAAGCGUUUGAAGGAUCCACGCUUCCCAUCUUCACGAUCACGCUCAAGGACACCAGAGACCACAGUAAAGGAAGGCAGUGUCUCGCCGCCUAGGACAUCAGGGCUCAAACGGAAAUCUUCGCCUGAUAAGGAGAACGAUGAACCCAUGACGGUAAAACUCGAGCCCUCCGAUGCUGAGCCUCCCUUAAAGCGCACCCGAUCAUCAACACCUCAGCGUUAGCAUCCCCUUCUCGCCUCCCCCCACCUUGCAUCACACUUCAACCAGCAUUCACUGAUUACAUCCGCCGUUAGAACUACAAGCUACUUGUCGUUUAAUCCGUUUUUGUAAUCUAUUUAUUUUUAAAGCUUCUGUUCAG
Cantharellus anzutake is the source of this 2334-nucleotide messenger RNA. RefSeq lists its product as uncharacterized. Bases 267 to 2198 code for a protein of 643 amino acids. Lineage: Eukaryota; Fungi; Basidiomycota; Agaricomycetes; Cantharellales; Hydnaceae. Gene Ontology annotation, biological process: termination of RNA polymerase II transcription. The transcript is spliced from 6 exons. Gene Ontology annotation, cellular component: mRNA cleavage factor complex; cytoplasm. The record is from RefSeq and is a predicted model, not a curated record. Gene Ontology annotation, molecular function: mRNA binding; RNA polymerase II complex binding.